AUGUUCACCGGCCCUAACCGGCACGCACGGCUAUCUCGAGAGCUUGUCAAGCGUGAGUCGGUCGGGACUCUCGCCACGGUUUAUCCUUCUGAUUACCGUAUCGCUGGACUUGCUGCCAGUACACCUGGUAAGACGGCAAGCUUUACGGUCAGGGUCGGAGAGUCACCGAAUGGAUUUGAGCCGGACGUGGGAGGGUUCGAUGUGGGGGUAGAUCAGGUCCCAAUGAGUGGUUGGGAUGAUCCAACUCCGCUCAGUGGAAUGGUGAAUCGGGACCCGCCGAGCAAUCAGAAAAACCCCGUUAGGACGGGAUGGCGGGGUUGGGGCAAAAGCAUGUUUGCCGGCUGGCAAGCGAAAGCGGCUGAGCGAGGCCCGGCAGCGACGGCGCGAGUUGCGUUGAUGGGGAAUGUCACCGUUUUCUAUGGUGUGACAGGCGAGGGAGACACGGAAGCCGACCUGGAGGCCCGUCAAAUGUCAGAGUGCUUUUGGCUAAACAUCCUGACGCAAAGUGGUGGGUACCCGGGCGUCCUGGAGCGCCUCAUGUGGCGUGGUGGGCACGGUUCGAUCCUCAAGCUGUAUUCUACGUGGGAGGGUUUGGAAACGAACACUAUAUCGGGUGGAUACCAGUGGAACUAUAUCGUAAUAGUUCAGCUACGAACGCGUAUUUUUAGGGCCGAGCUCACGACACUCUACUUUGUGCUCUCCGUCGUCCACUGCGUGCUCCAAGUCAUCCUUCAACUAGCCGCACAUGCAAUCAAUGUCAAUGCUCGGCACUUGGUUACCCACAUCCUCGAGCAGGCCAAGCUCACAAUGGACAAAUUCGCUCUCGUGGAGAACAAGCGUCGGGUUCCUCAAGUACGAACAACCGAUCUGACACUCACAUUGUGCAGGGGCAUUCCCGGCCAAUUCGGGUUUACGGGGAAAGAUGUCUGUGAUGUACUAUGGAGCCAGAGUCGGGGCUUGGUCAAUGACACUGUCGAAGACUUCCUUUCUCCCAGUUCCGAAAGUGAUGACAACAACAACAAAUCGAGCUCGGAUUCUGACGACGACAAGACAACGUCGCCUCUUCCCGUACAAGCACCGACUGUCUCGUUCUCGUCAACGCGCGCAUCUUCGACUUUUGCAUCCUCAACUUCCAAUUCAGUUUCAACUUUUCCUGUUGCACCUACACUUGUCAGCUCGACGCCGACUUUAUCUUCAACUUCCCGACGCACAACUACUUCUCUUUCUGUUUCUAUAACUACUACAUCUUUUGUCGCAUCUACCAGUAGCCCUCAUGAUUCACCUACAUCUUCAACAUUCACUUCGUUCCCUUCCGAGACCUCUACAACAACCGGUCCCACCGCGCCGACUGGCAUUCAAAACCUUAUCAGACCGAGACCAGGCUCUGGAUCGUCGGACUCGGGCUCGGACAAUGAUACGGGGGUUAUCUCAGCUCACUUCGUGCGAAGGCGAGCACUCAAGCAGAGGUCCACUGUCUCUGAGAGCAGAGAUAGCACAAGGAAGGUCUUCGAUAGGGAGAAGCUUAGGCCACUUUCCCUGCCUCGCUCUCAACCUCGCGUCCCCUCCCAAUCAUCCUCUGUCGACAUCGAUGAAUCUCAUCCCGAUCUCAAAACACACAUUCGCCGUGCACGCGUCGCUCCCAUAACUAACUCUCUACUCAAGCGCACUCUAGAAGGAUCAACAUUAGAAUAUAUUCCAAUCGCCCCACGAGCCGUCGAUCCCAUGCGAUUUGUUUCUCGUCACUCGAGACGUACCAAGCGUUCAAGAAACCUAACUGCCCGGUCACCCUUCAUCUCGGACGAACAAGAUGUCAAAAUUACACCCAUCUGGAGAUUCGAAGUCGACUCGGAUGACGAGAAGAAACACCAAAGCGGGAAUCUGGCCGGGAAUUCGACUGUCCCAAUGAAUAUGAACCGAGGCAAACCUAUUCUCGUCUCCGUCAAGAUAUCUGGAUUGGUUGGCCCCGGGAUGGGCGAUCAGCAAAUCAUGGCCGGGAACGGUACCGCAGCUACCUUUGGUGACGUAGAACUUUCUCCCGGAUGUGCACUCGCCUUGUCAUGGCCCGCGCAAGUGCUGCGUGAUUUUGCUCGGGAAGAUCUUGCCAUGAUCGGGUUCCAGGUCUGGUUAUUGGGAAUGAGUGUGGUCGCUAUUCUCAACGAGAGUGUCCCUCACAUGGUCGCGGGACUAUUCACGCAAGCACUUUCUACAGGGUGGUCCGCAUUCCAGAUGGCACGGUCUGCUUCGUUCCGAGCACAAUACGGAGAAACGAUCGUUCGUGGAGCUUGCUCAGGAGUCGACGUGCUUCCCGAAUACUUUACUCAUCGCACAACAGACGAGAUUCCAAUCGUGGUCUUCAAUGCAGUCUUCUUGAUCACAAUGACGAUCUUGUCAUGGAGGGUCUGCAAGGUCUAUGGGUGGCAAACUUUCAAGCGUAUCGGCGCUUCCAGAGUCAUGAAUCGGGCCUAUCGUCUUGUUCUGGCGUUCAGUAUCCAUCUGCAAUGCGCAGUUUAUUUCUUCGUCACAUCCAGUGCUCUCUGGGUCGAUGAGCUUCUCAAUGGUUCAAUUGCUUGUUUCGCGGAACACCAGGGGCUUUACAAAGGGGUGUUCAUCACAAGCAUCUUGCUUUUACUCCCUUGGUUGAUCCUCGGUUGGAUUGGCGUCCGCCGGGAGAACAAACUCAUGAUGCACGCUUUCUUGAUCAUCAGCUUGCUCUUCAUCACGGCCUGGGCUGCCAUGUUUGCUUCAGACGUUUAUCGAUGGUCAUUUGCUACCUGGCCGUUUUUCGCAGCAAUGACCGUCACAUCAUUUGUGGUCUUGGUCGCAACCACCGGCCUUGCUAUCGUUUGCAGGUACAACUUCAAGAAAGGUCUAGCUCUAUUCUUGCAAUCUCAGCAGAUCCUUCCUAGUGGUGAUUUCACCGACGCCAUGCCUGACCCGGAAAAGGUUGGCUUUCCGGCUCAGCGGGCUGGAGAAGAGCUCCCGACUUUUUCCGUCGCCUUUGGCCAUGGCGGAGUCCCUCAGCCCCCUUCACAGAUGUUCCCGGUACAACCAGCGGCUGCCGUCUCCCGUAGUACCACACUGAGCAACGAUCGCCCAGCUGGAUAUUCGGUCAAUCCGUAUGUCACCAACAGAUCCGACUUUUGGGGAGAGGGGAAUGUCGCUCGUAGUGCUUCUAUGCGAAGCAAAUCGAGCACUGACACGAGCUCUGCGCCCACUAUCCGUUCGACGGAUCCUAUGCUGUUUGACCAUGACAUUCCGAGAUACUCGUCCGAAGAAGAACCAGAUUCUGUCCGUCGCGAGCUCCCUCACCAUCCCACUUGUCGAUCCAACCUCAGACUCAAGCUCGGCCACAACUGGAUAGGGAUAGCACUUAUUCUUCGGGAACUACUGGGACGGGAACCGGUCAGUUUGAAGUGCUUCGUGAUGGGGUGGCAAAAGGUGGAUGCGCGAGAAUUAUAUCGGGCCAGUAUUGUCUCGGGCGUGACGCAUGCGAGCGGGUUCUCGGGUGCGUCAUGGGCGCGUGGAGAUGAUGCUGGGCCGUUACCUACAAGGGCCGCCGUUCCGGUACCACCUGUACCAGCAUACAGGCCACUACAGGCUCCACUCCCUGUUGCUGCUGCACCUCGCGCGUUUGUCGGUCUCCCUGGCAAGAACAUUAAGCCCCAAACGACGGCCAGCGGGCGUGUUACUCAGCAGUUUUCUCCUCCCCAGGCGACUGGUGUACUGGGUGGCGUUGCUGUACCACCAGGGUGGUGA
Molecule: messenger RNA, 3756 nt
Organism: Rhizoctonia solani
Lineage: Eukaryota; Fungi; Basidiomycota; Agaricomycetes; Cantharellales; Ceratobasidiaceae
Exons: 20
Coding region: 1-3756 (1251 amino acids)
Cellular component (GO): Golgi apparatus
Source: RefSeq, a predicted model, not a curated record